AUGAAGACCUCCCAUGUUCUUAGUGUCUUGGCAGCCCUUUGCCACUCCGCCUUCGGUCUUGAGGAGGGGAGUUAUACAAUCGGAUCUAGUCUCGGAAGCAAUGAAGUCUUGACCCAGAGCGGGAUCGGCGAGGCUCUGACAUUCUAUGCCAAGCGGGAUCGUGGAUUUUCCCAAACUUGGCGCUUCACUCCAAGCAGCGACAGCCACCGUGAUUUCCUGAUUGCCGACCCUGCCGGUAGUUUCAUCAACUGUGGUGAUGAACCAGGUUCUCCCUGCAUCGUCGGAUCGGAGAAGGAGGUUUACACCGCCGAGCUUGUUGGUGAUAACAGCUAUCAGCUCGUUGCAAAGAAGUCCGGAUACUUCUUACGCACCGAGGGGGAUGAUUUGCAACUUGCUGAAUGGGAUCAGAGCCCUAACGAGGUGUUCGUAUUGGAGCCGGCUCAAUAG
Penicillium mononematosum is the source of this 447-nucleotide messenger RNA. RefSeq lists its product as uncharacterized. The record is from RefSeq and is a predicted model, not a curated record. The transcript has a single exon. The coding region runs from base 1 to 447 and encodes 148 amino acids. Lineage: Eukaryota; Fungi; Ascomycota; Eurotiomycetes; Eurotiales; Aspergillaceae.